AUGGGCAAUACAUGCCGUGGAUCUUUUGGAGGAAAACAUUUUCAGGGAUACGCUACCCCAACACCUGAAGAACAUUCCGUUUCCAGGCGUGACCCAUCCUCCACCUCUUCUGCCACUGCCGGCCGCCACUCUCACCAUUCUAGUUCCGACAAUUUUUCCCCCACCAGUUUCACCUCUCAGCAACACGUUGCUCAAGAAUUUUCCCAAGACACAAACAAUCAUCCCAAAAAAGACCAUAAAAGUAACACCAAUAACAACCAUAACGUCACCCUUUUAAGCCCUAAGAAGGAAACCAUCAUGAGCCGCUCCAGUGGCAAUCAAGCUUAUUAUGUACUUGGUCACAAGACUGCUAAUAUCCGCGACCUCUACACAUUAGGACGCAAGUUAGGACAAGGCCAGUUCGGUACCACUUACCUAUGUACUGAUAACUCCACCGGAGUUGAAUACGCUUGUAAAUCUAUUGCCAAGCGGAAGUUGAUUUCCAAAGAAGAUGUGGAGGAUGUUAGAAGGGAAAUUCAGAUAAUGCACCAUUUGGCUGGUCAGAAGAAUAUUGUCACUAUAAAAGGAGCUUAUGAAGACCCUUUAUAUGUUCACAUUGUCAUGGAACUUUGUGCCGGAGGUGAAUUGUUUGACCGUAUCAUUCAAAGAGGACACUAUAGUGAGAGGAAAGCUGCACAAUUAACGAAAAUCAUAGUAGGAGUUGUUGAAGCAUGCCAUUCCCUUGGAGUUAUGCAUAGAGAUCUUAAACCCGAGAAUUUCUUGUUGGUCAACAAGGAUGAUGAUUUCUCCCUUAAGGCCAUCGACUUCGGAUUGUCGGUUUUCUUCAAACCUGGCCAGGUAUUCACUGAUGUGGUUGGAAGCCCGUAUUAUGUUGCUCCUGAGGUGCUCCUAAAGCACUAUGGUCCAGAAGCAGAUGUAUGGACAGCAGGGGUUAUUCUUUACAUUUUGCUUAGUGGUGUGCCACCCUUUUGGGCAGAAACACAACAGGGGAUAUUUGAUGCAGUUUUGAAGGGGCACAUAGAUUUUGAUUCAGACCCUUGGCCUUUAAUAUCUGACAGUGCGAAAGAUCUUAUACGCCGGACGUUGUGCAUGAGGCCUUCUGACCGUUUGACUGCUCAUGAAGUAUUAUGUCAUCCAUGGAUAUGUGAAAAUGGUGUUGCACCUGAUAGGGCUCUUGAUCCUGCUGUACUGUCCCGUCUCAAAAAUUUUUCCGCCAUGAAUAAGUUAAAGAAAAUGGCUUUGCGGGUAAUAGCUGAAAGUUUGUCUGAAGAAGAGAUUGCUGGCUUGAGAGAAAUGUUUCAGGCCAUGGAUACCGAUAACAGUGGUGCGAUCACAUUUGAUGAACUCAAAGCUGGAUUGAGAAAGUAUGGGUCCACUUUGAAGGAUGUAGAGAUACGUGACCUCAUGGAUGCGGCUGAUGUCGACAACAGUGGGACAAUUGACUACGGGGAAUUCAUUGCAGCAACAAUCCACCUCAACAAGUUAGAAAGGGAGGAGCAUCUGAUGGCUGCCUUUCAGUACUUUGAUAAGGAUGGAAGUGGUUAUAUCACAGUUGAUGAACUGCAGCAAGCCUGUGCUGAACAUAAUAUGACAGAUGUUUACCUCGAAGAUAUUAUCAGAGAAGUUGACCAAGACAAUGAUGGAAGGAUUGAUUAUGGGGAAUUUGUUGCCAUGAUGCAAAAAGGGAAUGCUGGCAUUGGAAGGAGAACAAUGCGAAACAGUCUCAAUAUCAGCAUGAGAGAUGCUCCGGGAGCUCUUCCAGGAGCUCUUUAG
This is a messenger RNA of Oldenlandia corymbosa var. corymbosa, 1773 nucleotides long. NCBI's taxonomy places the organism in Eukaryota, Viridiplantae, Streptophyta, Magnoliopsida, Gentianales, Rubiaceae. The record is from the annotation of a GenBank genome assembly.